Molecule: messenger RNA, 4914 nt
Organism: Pieris macdunnoughi
Lineage: Eukaryota; Metazoa; Arthropoda; Insecta; Lepidoptera; Pieridae
Source: the annotation of a GenBank genome assembly
AUGGUAACGAUUGUUGAUGAUUUAGAUUUUUUAACGGUUCAAGAGGCGAUUUUUAAAGAUGUCAAAUAUUACCUCUCUGGCGAUGUUUCGGAAAGGACUAUGCAGUUACUUCAGUCCGGUGGAGGUGAAAGCACGAAAUAUUUUUCUGACUACGUUACUCAUCUAAUUUGUGGUCAAAAUGCUGCUGAUACAGACAUCGAUGAAGCUGGUGACAUCUACCAGAUUCCUGCUGUGACUGAAUAUUGGGUCUGGGCUUCUGCCAGAUUGAAGAAGUUGGCAAAUCCAAAUCCUUACUGCCCUAGCAAGAACAAAAUAUUUACAAAUGUUGUUGCUUGUGUAUCCAAAGUGAGUCCUUCCGACGCGAAGGCUUUAUUUGCAGUGAUAACUUACCAUGGUGGCAAAAUUAAGUUAAAUUUGGAUAGUAAGUGUACUCAUUUAAUUUGUGGUUCAACAAGUGGUAAAAAAUACAUUGGUGCAAUAUCUUUUAGUAACAAAGUGAAAAUUGUUACUCCAGAUUGGGUUUUAGAGAGUCUACAAGCAAGACAACUUAUAGAGAGUGACAAUUUUCACCCUAAGUUAUUGGUUGUGCCAAAACCUCUUAAACCCAUGGAUCGCAUUAGUGCAAUCACAGGUUUUGAUUUUGAGGAAGGUAUUGCUAAGAACGAAGUUCCCACACAAAACAUGUCGGAAAAUAAAAAUGAUGACACUAAAGCACUACUAGAUAAAUUGAAACAAAGAAUGCCUUGGAACCACAACCCUUCCACAGCAAACUCUUCAACUGUAUGUUCAAGUAAUGUUAGUUCUAUGGGAUACACUAAUGCUGUGAAUACAAGUAGCAUUGUAACUAAGUCCUUGCCACAAGGAAUUGUAUCACAAAAUGUACAAAUACAAGGUGGACAGGCUAAUAAUUCACAGUUAUUGCAAAAAUUUGGCCAAAACUCUAAUAUGCCCCAAGCAAAUAUUGUUCAAAAUCAACAAAUUAAUAUUCAGCAAGGUUACUCUCAGGUUCAACAAACCCAACAACCACAUGGAUUAUCGGCUAUUCAAAUACAACAACAGAAAUUACUGCAACAACAUCAACUUAGGAUGCAAAUGUUGCAACAAGGAUUUACACAACCAAAUGUAUCACAAAUUAAUCAAAAUAUAUCUAAGCAAAUACAACAGCACUUACAACCAAACCAACACCAUGUCCAACAAUCUCAAACUGUACAGCAACAACAACAACAAAAUACAACAAUGACAUCGGCCCAACAACAAAUUGAGAAUAUUAGUCAAAUGUUAAGUCAAAGUGCAAAUAACAUGCAACAGGCCCAACUCAAUCAGCAAAAUAUGGCUAUGAAACAGAGUUUAACAUUGAGUCAACAAAGUGCAGUCCAAAAUAUUGCACAAGAAUUAGCUCAAUCUACUCAAAAUUUACAACAGAGCCUCCAAAAUGCUAAACUAAAUCAAAACCUUGGCCAAGGUCAAGUAAUAAAUCAACAGCAGUUGAUGAAUUCUGGACAGCAACAUGCAUCACAAAACCAAGGAAUGAUGCAACAGCAAACUGUUCAAUCUCUUACAAAUCAACAACAAAACUUGAACAUGGGUGUUCAGCAAGGUCUUGUUACAUCUCAAGCUCAACCACAAGGGCAGUUAAAUCAACUCGUCAGUAACACAUCCCAGCAGUCAGUUAUUGGUCAGCAAAUUCAACAAUCAAUUCAAGGACAACAGAGUGCAAAUAUGUCCGUUCAGGGAUCAUGGAGACAACAGAAUAUUCAAAUGGUUCAAAAUGUCCAAGGCCAGCAUCAAAUUAUUAGAAGUCCCUUAGUGCAAUCUAGAAAUUCGCAAAACCAAGUUAUAUUGCAGCAGCAGAUAAUGCAAACUCAGCAACAAUCUCUACUAAACAACCAACAAUCUCAAUUGAGUCCACAACAUGGUGUUCAACAAUCACAACAGAUUUUGCAACAUUCUAUUGGCUCUCAAGGGCAAUCAAUAAAUCAAACACAUCACCAAAUAUUAGUUCAAAAACAGCAGUUACUAAAUAGUGGAGGGCAACAGCAGCUUGUUCAAGCUCCUCAGCAAGUGUUAAUUAAUCAACACACGGGGCAUCAGCAAAUAUUAGUUCAUGGGAACCAGCAAGUAACAUUGCAAGGAGGGCAGCAAAUAGUUUCUCAAAGCCAAAUUGUUCACCAAGGCGGGCAACUGGUAAACCAAGGAGGGCAAAUUCUAAGCCAAGGUACACAGCAAGUUCUAGCUCAAGGCGGCCAGCAUGUAAUCUCGCAGCAGGGGCAGCAGCAUCAGGUAGUGAUAGCUCAGUCAUCUCAGCAAAUUGUGUCACAGCAACCUGGGCAGCAAAUUAUUGGACAAAAUGUUGGACAAGGCCAGCAAGUUUUAUCUCAAGUGCCCCAAUCACCUCAGCCUAGCCAGAUAGGAAGUGGGGGUAUCCAGCAAAUAAUAACCCAUGGUGGCGGUCAACAGAUAGUUUCACCAGGAGGACAACAAAUUGUCCCAGGUGGACAGAAUGUUUCCUGGCAACAGCAGCAGUACAUACAACAAAGGCAAACUAUUGGACAACCCGCUGGAGUGGGACAAAGGCCUCUUCAAGUCUCUUGGACAGCGGGGGGCGGUGGUCGUCAGCUCAUACAUUUGGAUGCGCAGACGCACGCGCAGUUGCAGCAAAUGGACCCCCAACAACGCGCCAUGUUUGUUUCGCAAUUGCAGAAACGACGCCAACUUCAUAUACAGAGGGCUUUAGCUCAACAACAGCAACCAGUAGUUUCGGGUGCGCCUGCGACUCAGAACGUGACAUUCAUACGAAGCCCAUUACCGCCUGGACUUAAUCAGCAACAACAACAGAUACAAUGGCAAGUUCAACAACCAGGGAUUCGAACGGCCACUUUACCUGCCGCUACGCCUACACAGACACCACAAUCACCAGUUGGUGCGGUGGGCGGAACUGUAGGAGCGGUAGGUGGGGCUGCAAAUGUAGGUGUGGUCGAGACGCAAAUUCAGCAGUUGCAACGUCAGCAACAAUACAGGUUGCAGCAGUUACAGGCGCAGAGGGAACACGCCCAUCAUCAGGCAGCCAAGCAGGUGGUGCCAGUUUCUCAGCAUGUCGUAACGCCUCUUCAGGAACAACAAGUUGAUGCCAUCCUCACGCCCACCACUCCUGAUCAGCAAGGCGCAGGAGCACUGUUAGUAAAUCCGAAGACCAAAACGGCUCUGGCCAACAUGCUGUCUAUCCGUCUACAGGGUACAGCACCUCCCAACGAGCAUGAACCAUCUGCCGCUGGGACGCUUAGGUUAAUGACUGCUGCGCACGCGGCGGGCGGGGCAGUGAGAGCGCCUGCGCGGCUUCUCUUGGGUGCAACGCAUCAUCCGCACACAGUGCCCACCCCUGUGGGUACUGCAGUUCAAGUAGGCAACAAAGUGUACGGCAGUGUGGGUGUCGGGGGGGUGAGGGCGGCGCCCCCUAGGGCCCAGUUUUAUGGCCACAAUCCUAACCUCAAACUUCCGCCCGAUCUGUUCCUAUUGGGAUGCGUCUUUCAUGUGGUCGAAUACCAGCAGUCGGUGGGUAGCGAGCGAGUGUCGCGUUGGACAGAGGCCAUCCAACGACGGGGAGGCGAAGUGGAAGCUGGCUACUGCGCAAGAGUCACUCACGUGCUCUGCGAGACGCAGCGACAUGGAGUUGUUAUGCAGGCACUCCGUGACGCCAAGCGUUGUGUGACAGCAUAUUGGGUAUCAGACACAAUGGAGCGUAGGGCAGUGGCGCCACCUUGGCAAGCAAUACAUUUGCCCACUAUGUACUCCGCGAGGGAGAGACCGGCCAGACAUCAUCGAGCUGUGCUUUCUGGAUGGAGGAGAGAUGAAAGACGCCGGUUGGCUUGUUGCUUGAGACAAGUUGGUGCUAAGCUCACACCAUACAUGACGAGAGAUAACACGGUGUUAAUAUGCAAACGCGCGGAAGGAAACAAGUACAGACGUGCGCGCGAGUGGGCCAUACCAGUGGUCAGCGCAGCCUGGAUCACUGAUCUCUUGCUUGGCAAUAUGACUGCGCUUUCGCAGAUUGAGAAUGCAAAAUAUCAACAGUUUAAUUUAGCGAGCCCCUUCCGAAUGGACCACGGCUUGGUUUCACAUCUUAUGAACGCGUGGAAAAUGCCAAUAAACAUAACGCAAGAAUCUCACGAGCGCGCGAAGCGGUCGGCGGCGGCGGUGGGCGAACGCAGGGCCAAAAGGCCUCGCCUCGACGCGCCACCGCCCCUGCCCUCUCACACCGCACCGCCUGCCCCACCUCCUCUGCACCUCGCCCCGAGGGUGCUUUUUUCCAACGUCACGCCCGUGCAACAGGCUAGGCUUGCAGCCAGCGUCAGACAACUCGGAGGAUUAGUGGUCACAUCGGCAUCGGAGGCAACUCAUCUCGUGAUGGAGAAGCUGGUCCGCACUUGCAAAUUGGUCAGUUGUCUCAUCACUGUCAAGCACCUACUUACCACCGAAUGGGUGACAGAGAGUCAGAGGCUCAACAAAUUCGCUGAUGAGGCGAAAUAUGCUCUUCGCGACGAGGACUUUAAUAAAGCUUUCAAGUGCGAUGUUGACGAGGUCCUCCUCAGCGGAGAGCAAAGGAAGAAGAUCUUCGAAGGCAUCACGUUCUUCUUAACGCCAUGUGUGAAACCGGCGAAAGCCAGUCUCACGGAAAUGAUAGAGCUAUGUGGUGGAAGAGUAGAGAAGAACCGUAGAUCAUAUAUUUCCAUACAAGAGAUUCACAACCAGAGGCCGUACAGCUAUCUCGUUCUAACGGUUCCAAAUGACCUGCAUUUGGUGUAUUAUUUGCUGCAGACGGAGAAAACAUUGAAUGUCGUUUGCAGUACUGAAGUGGUCCUCUCGGCUAUUAUGAGGCAGAAGUUGGAGAUUGGCGAGUUUUUGGUUAAAAUAGACUGA